Messenger RNA from Dovyalis caffra, 3180 nucleotides. Lineage: Eukaryota; Viridiplantae; Streptophyta; Magnoliopsida; Malpighiales; Salicaceae. The record is from the annotation of a GenBank genome assembly.
AUGAACUCAAUAUUAGAAGAUAACAAACUACAACUACUAUCGCUCUCAAAAAAGGUUGUAGCCGACCGUACAAUAGUCCCCAAGCUGCUCCAUCAGUGCUGCACCUUCGAUUCUGUUGACUGCGCCACGUCACUGCUCAACGGCGAGUUCGGAUCGGUGCCGGUGAUAAAUGAACCGGACUCAGCCGGUCUCUGGCCUCUGCACACGGCCGCAACUGCUAACGGGGCACGUUGUGUGGAGAUGCUUCUUAAAAAACGCGCUCGUACGGAUUUGAAGAGCAGAGAUGGACGCACACUGUUAGCUCUGGAGCUGUCCUUGUGUAACACCAGAAACGAAUUGAUUUGGAAUCUGGAUGAUAAUUCGACCAUUGAAGACUUGGUCGUUCAGAUUAGUGAAAUGGAUUUAACUACUCUAAAACUUCUGUCUGAGAAUACGAAGGAAAUCGGUGACGUGGCAUUCAAAAUCGCGGAAGCAGGGCGUGUGGUGGAGUUAGCUGCUCUUCUAGUAGUAGCAGCAGCUAAAAUAAAUGAACUGAUUUUAUCGGUGUAUGAUGCUGAUUUGGGUUAUAAAAAGAAGACCACAAUUUAUGAGGCUGUGAUUAGAGGGGCUCUGGCACUUGGCCGCCCCCCGCCCUCGUUGAGGGCAGCAAAAAGGGUAACCGUUCUUAGCGAGAGGGAGCGUGCUGAGAAAAGAAAACUCUUGCUCUGUGAGAUUGACUUGCUUCAGCUCUUUGGUGCCGUUGAUCUCAUACGUUGUACGGAAAGGAAGUCGCCGUCACCAUUAGUCCGAGCUGCCCAGGCUGGAGAUGAAGCCAUUAUAGAGUUGCUUCUGAAGACGAACAUAGACUUAAAUGAUGUCGAUGCUGAUGGACACUCUGCUCUUCAUUGGUGUCUCAAGGCAUAUAAGCAAUCUUGUCCUCAGCAGAUUAAGAUUAUGUGGCUUCUACUGAAGCAUGGUGCUCGGGUGAACCAGAAAAAUAAGUUGGGGUUGACCGCGGUUCAUAUUGCUGCUUCCAGUGGUAAUUCACAGGCACUUCAGGCCCUUCUAUUGGAAGACCCAGAUUGUAUCAAGUCUAUAACAGAAAUGAAAGACACCCCAUUAUUUUUGGCUGUGAAGAAUGACUAUAAGGACUGUGCUGAGCUUCUAUUGCACUGGGGAGCAAGCACUGGAGUCUUUAAUUUGCGUAAACAGAGACCUGUCGACUUGGCGAAGUCACAAGACAUGCGUUUCAUGCUAAACAAUACCGACGUCAACCUCACAGUAAAUCGUUCCAUUCAGCAGAGAUAUACUGCAUGGUUACAAGAAGAUAAUGUAAGUCAAGGAACCUGCAAAGAAUUCUUAACCUUGACAGAUGAAGGGACUCCUACUAAUAGUAGGACUUGCUCGAGUACAAACACAGAGAUCUGCAAAUACUUCCAUCCUCCUCGUGGAUGUAACGGAGGCACCAUGUGCUUCUAUGUACAUGCUGAGGAAGAGCUACAGCAGGUGAAGCAAGGAAGAUACGCGAUUCAUUCACCAGUUGCAGAGCAACUAGAACGGAAAAUUUUUGUUGGGGGGCUCCCUCCUUCUGUAGAUUCUGACUCAUUAGGAAAACUUUUUGAAGAGCAAUUUGGUUCAGUGGACGACGCUGUAAUACUUGGAGUUCAAACAGCAGAUAAGAUACAGUCUCGAGGAUUUGGCUUUGUCAUCUUCAAAGAUAAGAAAUCUGUGUCUGAAGCUGUUGAGGCACACCAUGUUAUUAUUAUGGGUAAGCAGGUUGCGGUCAAAAGUGCUGUUCCAAAACUCCUUCCACUAGCUGAGUCCCAGAAAUUAACCCAACAAUGUGAAAGAAAUCAAAUUGACGAGAAACUUCCACAAACACAGACGCUCAGAGAGAAAACUGUGAAGGAGAUACAGAGUGAAAAGGCCAAAACUGACGUGCUUAAUUGGCAGACAUCAAGUGAGAAGACUGAAAAAGUGAUCCUCAUCAGUUGUAAGACCACAGAAGAGAUUAAAUCUGAGUUCAGGAAUUGGGCUGAUACAUUAAUCCAUGGUCAACCGAGUGCGUGUUCUAAUAAAUCUCAAGCACAUGAGAAAAGUAUGCCUAAGUGGUUCAGAACAUUCAGAAAGUGGCUCCCUAGCUUCUUGCAACAAGUAACAAGGAGGGGAGGACAAUAUGCUCUAUCAUCUGUGAAAGCUGAUUUCAAGGCCGUUUUUGGUCUAGAAUUAGACCAUGCCUCUCUCGGCUUCUCAAAGCUUAGUGACUUCAUGAAAUCUAUCCCUGAACUUUGUCGCAUUAAGUAUUACCCAACAGUCAAUCAUAUGAUACUUCUGCCUAGUCUCCCCAUGCCUUGUCAGCAGCCACUUCAAGAUGUUACGAUGGACAAUCCAUCUUCUUACGCUACAUCUAUUGGUGAUAGUGGAGAUGGCAAUUUUAAUGGUUCCAAGUGCUAUCAGGAACCUUUUCUGUUGUCCAUUGAGAAUGAUGACUUAAAUGAUAGCAGCACUAGGGAGUCCUGUCAGAUCAUUGAUGAUAAUUCUGAAGGUAAUUCACCCUGUGUGAACUCGAGGUUUCUUCAGUUCUUGAAACGAGACCCAAUCCUUCAUGCUCGACCAUGGGUAAAUAGUGACUCCGAUGGAGGCAAAGAGACCGCUGUUGGUGAAAGAGGAUCGGGAAAGGGGUUUCAAGAGAUCAAGCCCCGGCCUCAAGGAAGGCAUUUGGUUUUACAGGCCCUGGCCAGAAAAAAGAAUUGCUCAUCUGUCUACUUUCUUGGAGAAUUUGAUUUCCAUGAGAAAUACAAGGCAAGCAUCGUGCAAGGAAGGUGCUACGGGUGCACCGAGCGUCGGAUGCUGUGGGCCAACUUCCCAUGCUUGCACCUGUUGUGGUGUACUGAUUGUAAACCACAAGCUAUGAUGGCAGCUCGCAACGUUGAACACACAUGUGUGGUGAGUGAUAUCAAAUUGCAGAAAAUAGAUUUGAUAUCCUGGCAUAAAUACUGUCAGCCCAUUCAUGACACAGCUUACCAACAAAAUGCGAAACCGCAUAGGAUUUACGUUGUGGAAGUAGUUGUAAUUAGUGCGGUGAUGUAUGGAUUUGUUAAGCAUUCUUCUUGUGGGGCACUAUGUUUGCUUGAUUCUAAGAUUGUCAAGUUUGGCAGAAGGUUAAUGACCUCAAGGGAUCGUCGAAUUCUAUUAGAAUAA